Messenger RNA from Amblyraja radiata (thorny skate), 3244 nucleotides. RefSeq names its product actin binding LIM protein family, member 3 (gene ablim3). NCBI's taxonomy places the organism in Eukaryota, Metazoa, Chordata, Chondrichthyes, Rajiformes, Rajidae. The coding region runs from base 542 to 2611 and encodes 689 amino acids. The transcript is spliced from 23 exons. Gene Ontology annotation, molecular function: actin filament binding. Gene Ontology annotation, biological process: cytoskeleton organization; lamellipodium assembly; cilium assembly. The record is from RefSeq and is a predicted model, not a curated record. Gene Ontology annotation, cellular component: stress fiber; actin cytoskeleton.
UCCGCUGACAUUUUAUCAGAUUCACUCCAAAGAUUUUCUCCCUCUCUCUCUCUCUCUCUCUCUCUCUCUCUCUCUCUCUCUCCCCAGCUCUUUAGUACGGCGAUGCCAGCGCUGGCUCGGCGCACAGUAGCCCCGCUCGCACCCGACGGAGGGCUGUGUCCUGCCCGCGGCCGUGCAUCUCCCAUAUGCUUGGGUCACUUGUGGCGAAGGGUGGCUGGCACAUUGACCGGAGGUGGUGAGAAGCUGCUGUGAGCAGAGUCAGGACCGUUCAGCGCAACGGUGGGAACGCCCAGCCCGGCUUGUACACUGCCAGCCCUUGACCUUGCCCAUCAUCCGUUACUGUUGCCCAGGAAGAUCCCACCGGCCAGAGAUUGGAGCUGGGCGCGAACCAUUACCACAGCUCAUUUGGAAAAUCGGAAUCGCAGGGGGGAACUAUUAUCUGUCAUACGUUGGCGAGGCUGUCAGCAUCAGGAGCCUUGACACUUGAGAGGUGAUCGGCGAUCUCGGUGCGGUGGACUGUCCAGAAGGAGAGGCUUGCGCUAUGAACACCAGCGCAGUGCCCUAUCAGCAGAACUCAUACAGCCAUGGAGGUGAGCCUGCAGGCAUCCGCUGCUAUCGAUGUGGUGGGCUGUGCAAAGGAGAGGUGGUCCGAGUGCAUAAUAACCACUUCCACGUCAAGUGUUUUACUUGCCAAUAUUGUGGUUCCGACUUGGCCCAGGCAAACUUCUUCUUCAAGAAUGGAGAAUAUAUUUGCACGCUGGAUUAUCAACGGCUCUAUGGCACACGCUGUGACAGUUGUAAGGAGUUCAUCGGGGGAGAGGUUAUCUCAGCUCUGGGAAGGACAUUCCAUCCAAAGUGCUUUGUCUGCACAGCCUGCAGGAAGCCAUUCCCAGUUGGAGACCGUGUAACAUUCAGUGGCAAGGACUGUGUAUGUCAGCAAUGUUCUCAUACAUUGAUUACAGCCUCGGAACCGAUAAAGAUUCAUGGACCAAGUCAGUGUGCUGGUUGUGGAGAUGAAAUCAAACAUGGACAGUCACUACUAGCUUUGGAGAAGCAGUGGCAUGUGAGCUGCUUCAAAUGUCAGUCCUGUGGUGUUGUCCUUACAGGAGAAUACAUCAGCAAGGAUGGCGUUCCUUACUGUGAAACGGAUUACCAUUCUCAAUUUGGCAUUAAGUGUGAGAGUUGUGAUAGAUAUAUCAGUGGAAGAGUAUUAGAGGCAGGAGGCAAACAUUACCACCCAACUUGUGCAAGGUGUGUCAGAUGCAACCAGAUGUUCACAGAGGGAGAAGAAAUGUACCUAACAGGCUGUGAAGUAUGGCAUCCCCUUUGUAAACAGUCUGCAAGAAUGGAAAAGAAGCUACGGCAUAGGCGUGCCUCGGAAGCUUCGAUCUCUCCUCCCGGAUCCAGUAUUUCAGGAUCACCUAAUCGGGUCAUCUGUGCAAAGGUGGAUAAUGAAAUACUUGACUAUAGGGAUCUGGCUGCUCUUCCCAAAGUUAAAACUAUCUAUGAUGUCCAACGUCCUGAUCUGGUUUCCUAUGAACAAUAUCAAAAAUCUGCAUCAGAAGACAGACUUGAAAGAUACAGUUUUGGGGAGUCACUUGGAAUGCUGUCACCAUACUCGCAGGACAUGUAUGACGGGAUGGAUUUAAGGCAGAGGAGAUCGUCCAGUCCUGGAUACAUUGACUCGCCCACAUACAGUCGACAAGGAAUGUCUCCCACAAUGCCCCGAUCACCCCAACAUUAUCACAGACCAGGCACUGAAAGCGGCCGGAGUUCACCUUAUUAUAGCCAGCUAGACAUCAAACCAAGUCCUGUCCAGACUCCUAUACAUUUCCAUAUACCAGCAAGUGGAGAAAUUUCUAAUAUCUACCGGAAGCCCCCUAUCUAUAAGCGACAUGAAUAUGUGUACAUAGCAACAAAAAGCAAAACCAGUGAGGAUAUUGUACAGUCUGCAAGAUAUCCCGCAGCUUACUCUCCAGAUAUCUUCCAGCAAUCAGAAUCUGAGUAUUGGCAUUACCCAACUUCACCGAAAGCCACAAGAUGGAGUCGAAGGUCUUCUUGUGGAGCUGAGGAUGAAGGUCAAAAUAUAUGGGACCAGGGUAUUCAGAGGAUACAAAGUGGCAUUAAUCGAUUAAUUCUGAAGGAGGAAAUGAAAGCUAGAUCAGGGACAUAUGAUAACGAUCCUUGGACAACACGAAGUUCUUCAACAAGUAGAGAAUAUCUACAUAAUGUAGGCUUUGAUUCUCCACUCAAUGGAUCUUCACGUGGACUUCACAUGGGUGAUAGCGAUCCACUGAUUUCCAAGUCUGCUUCUCUUCCUGCCUACAUGAGAAAUGGAAUGCACAGGCCCCAGAGUGCUGACAUUUUCCAAUAUGACAAUGAUAGUUCUGUUAAUUGGGGAAUGCGAGAAUACAAGAUUUAUCCAUUUCAUCUGCUGAUGGUAACCACCAGAGGUCGACAUAAGUUGCCAAAAGAUGUUGACAGGACAAGAUUAGAGCGUCACUUAUCACCAGAAGACUUCUAUCGUGUGUUUGGAAUGACACUCGCAGAGUUUGAUCGACUUGCCUUAUGGAAGAGAAAUGAAAUGAAAAAGCAAGCAAGGCUCUUUUAAACAAAUGUAACCAUCAUAUUAAAGGAAAAAACUACCUACCCAAGUAUAUGAGCAUUUAAUCACACAAUCUGUUAUUAGUGUUUUCACAUCAUAUAAUGUUAAGAAAGCUACAAGUAUCUAUGGAUGUUCUGCAAAUGUCUGUCAGUUGUGGGCUCGUAUAUCCAUUAUUUUAUGCAUAUUUUGUGAUAUAAUUCACUAAGCAUCAGGUUUUUGGGAGUAAGAUUGCAGUGCCCCCAAUUCAUGUGGGAUUUUUUUUUAAAUAAAGUAGGAUUUUUUUCUCAUUUAUCUUUUGUUUGAUUUCCUUAUCUUCCUCAGAUGAGAGUUUUAAUUUCCAUUGUCUAUGAAUUAUAUUAUUUUGGAGCAUUUAAGUUACCUUACAUUUAGAAUUACUGAAUGACAACACUCUACAGAAGAGAGAACUGCCGACAAAAUGUAUUGCUGACGUAGCUCUUGUGCACAUUGUCCUAAAUAGAAGCCACGAUGAUGACACAGAUAAGCAAAUCUGUAAAUGAUGAUAUUUACUUUAAUGAUUCUUAACUUUUUUUGUUAGCUGAUAUAGAGCCCCAUAAUUGUUUGUUCAUUGAUAAUCGCUGCAUUUUGUUCAAUAAAUAAAUCAUGCAAAUUUGGCCUAGA